UGUUGCAUUUUCGGUAUAAAAUAGCAAACUUGCCAUUACUGACAAAACAAAUUUACAAAUUUGUCAAAAACAUAUGUUUGUACAAUUGCUGACACAUCGUCCUCUGUAUUUAAAAGCUGCCGUCAUAUUUGUGUGCGAAAAUUCUUUCGGAAAAAGAGGAGAACACAAGCGAAGUAAUUGCAAAAAACGGUAGAUAAAAUUUUUGCUUAAUAAAGGCGACGUGGAUUUUCACAACGACUCGAUUGGCAGUAAGGAAUUGCAUUUUCGCCGAUAGGGUGUGCAAACCAUCACUGGAUCCAGAAGAAAACACAGAAUAGUGAAAAAUCAUGAAAUUGACCAUCAAAACACUCGACCAGAAGACAUUUUAUGUAGAUUUCGAUGAAUCGAAGACCGUGUGGGACUUAAAGGCACAUUUGCACAAAUUGCCCGAAGUUGGAGUACAACCGGAACUGCAGCAAUUGAUUUAUGCAGGCCGUGUGUUGGACAAUGACAAUGUGUUGAAAACGUAUAGUAUUGAUGAACGCAAAUUCCUGGUGGUGAUGGCCAAAAAGGUGCAAGCACCAGCACAGGCAGCAAAGGAACCCGAAAAAGAUGCUGCCAAAACAGCCAGCUCGAAACCUAGUGAACAGAGUGCCAGCACAGCAUCAGCGGCGUCGGCACCGGCACCAGCUGCAUCACAACCAAAGACUGAAGAAAAGCCUAAAGAAAAGGAAACAACCCCAACAGCAGCAGCAGUAACUGCCACAGCCAGCUCUGCCACUACUACAAGCGGUGGCAACAGUGGCAGCGGCAGCACUACCACAACAACAACGACCGGUGCAGCUAGCGAAAGUACACCGGCUCGCCAGGAGCAAAGUGCCAGCAAUUUAUUGGAUAUUAUGGAUGUCUCUCCAACAGCGGCCGCCAAUGAAUCGAUGGUUCGCGAAAUUAUGAGCAUGGGUUAUCCUGAGUCGGAUGUGCGACGUGCCCUAUUUGCCAGUUUCAAUAACCCAGAUCGGGCUAUAGAGUACUUGAUCGAAGGCAUACCCGACAUACGUGAAAUCAUGGGAGCCCCGCCAGCAUCUAUUCCAACUGUCAAUCCUCCAACUGGAGCUCCCGCUGGUGGCCCCAAUCCCCUCAACUUCCUGCGUGAAGAUCCGCGUUUCAGUCAAAUGCGCCGUGUUAUACGCCAACGUCCAGAGCUGUUAAGUAAUGUCUUGGCCCGCAUUGGUGAGACUAAUCCAGCGUUGUUGUCAGUUAUCCGAGAAAACCAAGAUGAAUUUGUGGCCAUGAUCAAUGAAGAAGUCAGUGGAGGAGGUGGUGGUGAAUCCACCGAUUCCGGUGCAGAACCCAGAGAGGAUGUGGUCGAGAUAACCCUCACAGAGGAUGAGAAACAAGCUGUGGACCGCUUGGUGGCCUUAGGAUUUCCACGUGAAAUAGUUUUGCAGGCUUACAUUGCAUGUGAGAAAAAUGAGGAACAGACAGCCGACUUUUUGUGCCGACACAUGGAGGAUUAAACAACCAACCCAAGAGAACGGAAAACGAAGGAUGACAGCACAUUACAAUGAAUGGCCGAUUACAGAAAGUCUAGAGAGCAGUUUAGAAACGAUGAUGAUAAUUGCAUUAAUUUAUAAUAAUCCAUAUUCUUACAUUUGUUGUAAUUUAGAAUAUAGAACAAAAAAAAUGUUUGAACACUAUAUACUAAAUGAUAAAAAUUCAUAAUUCUCGAGAUUAAAAUCAA
Messenger RNA from Stomoxys calcitrans (stable fly), 1720 nucleotides. Its product is annotated as UV excision repair protein RAD23 homolog B. The transcript has a single exon. NCBI's taxonomy places the organism in Eukaryota, Metazoa, Arthropoda, Insecta, Diptera, Muscidae. The record is from RefSeq and is a predicted model, not a curated record. Gene Ontology annotation, cellular component: cytosol; nucleoplasm. Bases 327 to 1496 code for a protein of 389 amino acids. Gene Ontology annotation, molecular function: damaged DNA binding; polyubiquitin modification-dependent protein binding; proteasome binding. Gene Ontology annotation, biological process: proteasome-mediated ubiquitin-dependent protein catabolic process; nucleotide-excision repair.